GAGGUCCUGGACGUGGAGGCCACCGCGGCGCCUGCCGCCGCUGUGGCGGCGCGCGGUGCGGUGGGUGAUGCUGCCGCGGACGGGAUGGCCGACCUCGGCGACGACGCCUGGGCCGACGACGCUCGCCCCUGCGGUGCCCUCGGCGGCGCCCUCGGCGCCUCCCGCGGCGGCGGCGCCCUCGGGGGCCCUUUUUCGGAGCGCUCGGAGGCCCAUGUGAAGGAGGCCCGCGAGGCCUAUGCGGGGCUCGCGGGCCUCGCGCCUCGCCUCUUCCGGGAGGCCGUGGCGCACUCGCCGCCCCCCCGACCCGCGUCUGCUGCUGGAGGCCGUGGCCGACCUCGCGCGCCGCGCGGCGCGGGAGCGGGUCGCCGAGCGCUCCCGGGUGCAACCGCGGGGCUGCACGGGGUGGCGGCCGCCCUGGAAGCGGGGGCCGCCAUGGGCUGGCGCCGCGUGCUGGCGGUCGAAGCGGCGCUCCUCGCGCUGCCCGUCGGCCUCCACAUGGACCUCUACGGAG
Messenger RNA from Prorocentrum cordatum, 511 nucleotides. The record is from the annotation of a GenBank genome assembly. NCBI's taxonomy places the organism in Eukaryota, Dinophyceae, Prorocentrales, Prorocentraceae.